This is a messenger RNA of Larimichthys crocea (large yellow croaker), 1249 nucleotides long. Its product is annotated as NACHT, LRR and PYD domains-containing protein 1b allele 2. The record is from RefSeq and is a predicted model, not a curated record. Bases 257 to 1249 code for a protein of 330 amino acids. Gene Ontology annotation, biological process: regulation of apoptotic process; inflammatory response; innate immune response. Lineage: Eukaryota; Metazoa; Chordata; Actinopteri; Sciaenidae. The transcript is spliced from 7 exons.
AUCGGCGGGCGUGAGUUAAGUGACUUCCAAGGUCGCUCAAGGCAACAGUCUCUUCCUUGCUGAUAACCAGCUGUGUUUCCUGGUGUGGUGUAAAAGUGACGCUGGGCCACUGACAGUACACAGACUAAACACGUCUGUACUCUGAGAAGUUUAAAUUGGUGAGAAAUGGACUUCGGACACUUAGAAAGAUGAUCUCAGGGACACGCUGUUGGGCCUGACACCGAGUGACUUCAAGAGGUUCUGAUACCAAAUAAGAAUGGGGGGCCUCUCUAGCCGACCACGCAUUGGCACCCGCUUCACGAGAGAAAAUCGAGAUUGGCCAGAGGUGUGCAAGGUGAUGGAAGGCCAUUUUGUGGAUAAAUAUAGAGAUGACCUGAUACACAGUGUGAGAAAAGUUGAACCAAUUUUGGACAAGCUCCUUACCAAGGGGGUCAUUCAACAAGAAAGUUAUGAUGAAAUCAAGGCUCUUCCAACCUCAAAGGAGCAGAUGAGGAAGCUCUUUGAUUGUCUGACAGAUGCUGGAGACAGAGACAAAGACAUCUUAUUCAACAUCAUUGAGGAACUUGAGCCAGGUGUUAUCAGGCUCAUCAGGCAUCUGAAUUUUUUAGAACCAAAAAGUUGUGUCGCCACAGUGGAAACGUUCAGAAGUCCUUUACUUGGAUCCUCAAACCAGUCAACGAUGGCAAAAGGAAGUCAAAUGUCCCCUGAGCAUGACUGGAUUAAACUUGAGCCUGAAGUGAACUAUGUGGAUGUUCCAACUUACAGACUACAGUCUAAAGCAGGUAACUAUGAAUGCAGUGUCUCUGGCUUGCGCUGGAUUUGUAAAGAAAAGGUCAGCUUCAAGUACCAGUUUGGCUCUUGGGAGGAACAUAUGGAGAGAAUUGAAACCAUGCAGUACAUGGCUGGAGGUCCCCUAAUGGACAUCACUGUCAUUGCUGGAAAGUUUGAAGAAGUGUAUCUGCCACACUGGAUCUGCACAGAUGACGACCCUACAAUCCUGGGCAAGUUUGCAGUCCUACACAUAGAUACCUGUGGAGAUGUGGUGGAACAAGUGUCUGAGGUCACGCCUUCCCAUGUGAAGUUAUCACAGCCAGUUUUCUCUCCAAGAGGAGUCCUGGUGAAAGCCGGCUUUCCAGUGAAAAUUAACUGUAAAGUGUUAAUAUACAAGACCAGCAAAGCCUUCCUCACACUGCAUGUUUACCUGAUCCCUCGUGAUCCUAAGCUCCUAUCACUGGAUAAAGUGAAAUAA